Messenger RNA from Hippocampus zosterae (dwarf seahorse), 768 nucleotides. RefSeq names its product myosin, light chain 13 (gene myl13). The coding region runs from base 68 to 631 and encodes 187 amino acids. Lineage: Eukaryota; Metazoa; Chordata; Actinopteri; Syngnathiformes; Syngnathidae. The record is from RefSeq and is a predicted model, not a curated record. Gene Ontology annotation, cellular component: myosin II complex. Gene Ontology annotation, molecular function: calcium ion binding. The transcript has 5 exons.
AACAGGCCAUCGAGAGUCACUUGUAGCUGGAACGAGCCGCCUCAUCACGUCUUGAUAGCCUCCCGCCAUGGCCCCAAAGAAGAAAGACGAGCCCGCACCUGUGGCUGCCCCCAAACCGCCACCAGAACCAGAGCGUCCCAAGACCCCCGUGUUCAACCCCUCAUCUAUUACGCUGGAAUUCACCCCUGAGCAAAUCGAAGAUUUCAAAGAUGCAUUCCAGCUGUUUGAUAGAACUCCCAACAGUGAAAUGAAGAUCACCUAUGGCCAGUGUGGUGAUCUCAUCCGAGCCUUGGGACAGAAUCCCACAAAUGCCGAGAUCAUGUACGUGCUUGGAAAGCCCAAAGCAGAAGACAUGCAGUCCAAGAUGCUGGACUUUGAACAGUUCCUGCCAAUCCACCAACAUAUCUGCAAGGCGAAAGACCGGGGCACCUUCGAGGACUUUGUGGAGGGCCUGCGGGUAUUCGACAAAGAGGGCAACGGCACCGUCAUGGGCGCUGAGUUGAGACACGUCCUGGCCACGCUAGGUGAGAAGAUGCGUGAGGAUGAGGUGGAGCAGCUGAUGCAGAACCAAGAGGAUGCCAAUGGAUGCAUUAAUUACGAAGCUUUUGUCAAGUAUCUCAUGGCCUCUUGAAGGAGACAUGAUUUCAAAGUCCACAGUGGUGCUACCUAAUUAGGUGUUAUGUUGACAAUUUGCAUUUGUUGGUUUUCCUCCUUCAGGUCAUCGGGACAACAAGAAAAUAUUAAGUGUGACUGUCAAUCUGUCUAGUA